AAUUGCCUGAAUAGUGUUGGAGUAGUAGAUCGAGUUAGAGCCGUUCGGAGGAUUGAUAUGGCUUUAACUUUCAUAGCCGGAUCGUUGGCGUCGGCGAUCAUCGGGAAGCUCGUUGAUACAUGCUUUUCCUACAUCAAAGCUUACCCGGCGCUGCGAGGCGUGCGGGACGAGCUGGAAAGGCUGCAGCUGGCCCUUCCGCAGAUCCAGACAGUCUUGACUGCCGUAGAGGAGGCGGCGUCGAUUGCAGAGCAGAACGAGGCGCUGGAUACGUGGCUGUGGCAGCUCAGAGAUGCUGUGGAGAACGCGGAGGACGUGCUCGACGAGCUGGAGUACUACGAGCUGAAGAAGACUGUACGAGAUCGAGAUGACAAGGUGCGUGGCAUUUUCUCUAAAUGCAAGAAAAAGUUUGACCAUUUUGUUGAUCGUAAAUUUAGCAAAGGCACAUUGAAGCGGUUGAGGGAGGCCGUCAAGGGGUUAGAUAGGGUCGUUGCCGGCAUGGGGCCACUAGUUCAACUUGUUGCUGGGUUAUAUGGUCCUAGUGUUAAGCGUCAAAAGCUCGAGGAAAUCAAGAAUGCUCGCGAGACUAGCUCCUUGGUAAUCAAAAGUGAGGUGCUCGGACGAGACAAGGAGACAGGCCUGAUAGUCGAAUGGCUGAUCAAAUCGAGAGAUGCCGAUGUUGAUGUCUCCGCUUUUACAAUUGUUGGUAUGGGUGGGCUCGGGAAGACUACUCUUGCUCAACUAGUCUAUUGCGACGAAAGGGUGCGAGAGUACUUCGACCCGAUUAUGUGGGUUUGCAUUUCUCAGGAUUUCGAUGUAACUGUGAUAACAAGAAAGAUUUUAGAAUGUGUAAGUAAUGAGAAUUUUGGCGACAAGAGUCUACAUGCACUCCAUGAGAAUCUUAAACAAAAACUAACGUCGAAUAAGUUUCUACUCAUACUGGAUGAUGUUUGGAACGAUGAUAAAAUGACGGAGUGGGAGAAAUUGGUUGCUCCUUUGAAAUUCGGACAGAGAGGAAGCAAGAUCCUGUUGACAACUCGAAUGGGUUCAGUUGCGAAUAUGGCGGCAAAAGUGAUGAAAUGCAAACGGCAAUCAUUAAAUCUAAAUGAGUUGGAGGAGAGCGACUAUAUGUCGCUUUUCAAUAAGCAUGCAUUCCUUGGUGUGAACCCUGAUUAUUAUAGAAACUUGCAACCGAUUGGUGAACAUAUAGCGAAGAAACUUGGAGGAUGCCCACUAGCAAUAAAGGUCAUGGGAGGAAUGCUGAACUCCUACAUGGACUAUGAAUAUUGGAAGAAAAUCUUGGAAGAAGACAUCAUGAAAUUACAACAAGGAAAGGACGGCAUCAUGACAGUUUUGAGAUUAAGCUACGAUCACUUACCCACAAACUUACAACUCUGCUUUAGAUAUUGUAGUUUAUUUCCACAGGAUCAUAUGUUUAAGAGGAACAAGUUGGUCAAUAUGUGGCUUGGUUCAGGUCUGAUUCCGCAAUCUAUUUGUGGCAGGCAAAGGCCAGAGGAUAUCGGAAAUGAGUAUUUAAAUCUUCUGACAAAAAAAUCAUUCUUUACUUGCAAAACCAGUGAUAAUGGGUUAAAAAUUACUAAAGAGUAUUUUAUGCACGAUCUACUGCAUGACCUAACACAAUCUGUUUCUCUAGGAGAAUGCAUCAGAGUAGGAGGUGAUGUUGCAGGAAUUACUAUUCCACGGACAGUUCGACAUUUAUCUGUUGAAACAGUCAAUCUUCUUUCUAUCAGAGAGAUCUCCAAUCUUAAGAACGUGCGCACUCUAGUCAUUUCUGUUAGGGAGGAUAAUAAGCAUAAUGCAGAUCAUGCACUUGAAUUUUUCGAGGUUAUAAAAGGGUUUAAAAAGUUACGCUUAUUGAUCUUAGAUGUGAAGUUUGACCCUCAUAAACUGCCCGAUGCACUUAGUAGCUUGAUACACCUCCGCUACCUAUCUCUUUCACUAUGGAAAAUUAUGAGUGGAAGUAUUGUAUAUGAUGGCUUGACCAACUUGGUCAAUUUGCGUUCAUUAGAUGUUUCCGAUGAUGUGAUACAAAAUAUUCCUUAUAUUAGCAAAUUACCCUUCAUCGACAAAUUACAAAAUUUUAUUGUUCGAGAGGAGAGUGGUUACAAAAUUGGUGAACUAAAGAACCUAAGAGACCUUUGCCAUCUAUGUAUUAGAGGACUUGAAAAUGUAAGGACUUCUGAAGAAGCCAUUGAGGCCAAGUUGAAUGAGAAAGAAUAUCUCAAAUCACUAUCAUUAGAAUGGUCCGCAGACCACUCCAAUAGUGCAGAGGCAGAUGAGCAGCUCCUCAAUAACCUCUGCCCACAUAUCAAUCUCAAGAAAAUGCGCAUCAAACAAUACCAAGGUGCUAAAUCUCCAUGUUGGAUGACAAAUUUGUCUCUUGUCAACUUAACAUCCAUCGAACUGAUUGAUUGUAAAGGAUGGGAGCACCUCCCGCCUCUCGGGCAGUUUUCUUUGCUCCAAUAUCUUCGCUUGUCAAGACUGCAUGCAAUAAAGCAAAUAGAUUGUUCAUUCAUCAAAAGCAUCAUCAAAAGCAGCAGUGGAUAUGCCUUUCCAUCGUUGAAGGAGUUGCUGUUAUGGGACAUGCCUAACUUGGAGGAGUGGAUUGGAGUAGAUGAUGCGUGCAUGUUUCCUCAACUUCAUUAUAUGGAUAUAACUAACUGCCCUAAUUUGAGGGAAAUUCCUACUCUGCCUUAUAGUCUAAGACGAUUGCAAAUUUCAAAUGUCGGCUUGACCGCUCUUCCAACAAUAAAUCAGGAUUACGCAAACAACAAUCAGCAAGAACAUUUUCAGGCUCUUGAAAAGUUAGUCAUCAAACAAUGUGAGAAGCUCGAAUAUGUUCCACCAGAGUUUUUUGGGAAAUUCAAAGCCAUAAAAUUAUUGCAUAUAGUAAAUUGCCCGAAGUUGACAAAACGUGGGAUCUCAGACAUCCAACUGCCCUCUAUACUCAAUCAUCUCACUAUUGGGUCAUGUGGCGACCUUGAGGCGCCACUGCUGUGGUCAGCAGAUUUAACCUCUCUUACUAAGUUGAAAUUAGUCAAUUGCGCAAGCAUAACAUCCCUUCCCCCAGCACAAGUGUGUGCACGGUGGACGAUGCUUUCCUCUUUAGUGAUAAAGAACUGCAAAGAACUGUCAUCAUUUGGUGGAAUACCAGCUCUCGUAUCCCUCCGUUCUUUAGAAAUUAGAGGGUGUGACAAGCUAAUUGACGUUGCCCUGCUGCUGCAGCCUCCGUUCCCAAACGAUGUCGGCCAAAAACGGAAUGCAGUAGUGGACUGCUUUUUGAAGAAUGGUAGACUAUCAAUUGACCACCAUGCGCUCCUGCUCAUGGAGCCAUUAAGAAGUCUCUCUUCCAUCAGCCAUUUCACUUUCUCUAAUGCUUCACAACUCACCAGCUUACCUGAGGAAUGGCUACUACAAAAUCACGCUGCCCUCAAAUUUUUACGAAUAUGGAAUGCAAGCUCCCUUCAGUCCCUCCCCCAGAGCAUGACAAAACUGUGCUCCCUCGAGUGUUUAGAAGUACUGAAUGCUAAUCUCAUCCAGUCUCUUCCAGGUCUGCCUACUUCACUGCGUACUCUACUCAUUUAUGGGUGUCACCCUGUGUUGGAGGAGCGAUGCCAUGAGAAUAUAGGCCUUGAUUGGCCCAAGAUUGCCCACAUCCCUUGCAAGAUAAUUAAAUAGCUAGCAUUUGCAGAGGUGAUGAUGAUGAUGCAUUUUGUAUGUUUACUUUACCACCCUUCAUCUCGCCCCUGCUACUCUCUGCGAUUAACGCAAUUCAUUUCGAUUUUAAUGAGCUGCAUCUCGUUCGAUCUUAAUUAACAAGGUUAUCUAAUUUGUUUCAGGAUUACUUACCUUUUUUUCUCAGAUAAUGCAAGAGCAAUCAGGUUCGUCUUUAAUUAGCAUCCUCCAUUAGGAAUUUUGUAUAUGUUCUUACCCUUAUACUUUAUGGUUUGGAUACAUAAUAAGGGAAUAUAGCGCUAAUUAAUUGCGCCCUGUGAUUAAUACAUGAUGUUAUGCUCACAGGACGGAUUGGUCUUGUAAAACAAACAAUGUAAUGAAUACUACAUUUGUUGCUACCAUAUCAGUUGCAUUCUAAAGUUAAAUAUGACUAAUUACGCAGUAAUUUCUCUCUAGAGGUGCAAAUAAGACUGAAGUCUUGCUCAUGAGUUAGAACAUAAGAGAAGCGUGACAAAAGCUUUUUAAGUUUGUUAAAUUUCUUGGUGCAGGGCUAUAGUAAUGGUAUGGCACUCCUGUAUAUAUUUCUCUCAAUUUUUUCAAAAAUAUAAAACAAGAGUACAGUUUUGCUGCUUACGUUCUAUUUUGGUAGUGCAGGAACAUGUAAGGAUUAGGACUCCUUAUUGGCGCUCAGAUCUAUUUUUUCCUUAUCAGGCUAAAAACAAGAUUAAAAUCAUACUAUUUAAUUACUUAUUCUCUCUGUUUUUUGUUUUUCAGUGCAUGAGUUGAAAAAAAAAAACUAAUAUUGUAGUCUAUCAAUUUCAUUGUAGGAGCAAAAAGAUGGCUAAACUCUUACUGCUUAUGUUCGUCUAUUUAAUUAGUACUGGACUCAUAUAUGGCUCCCAUAUAUGGUCAUGGUCUAUCAAUUUAUUCAUAAGAUUACGAGAAAAAAACUAAUUUCUUGCUGCAUGCUUGUGUUCUUCAGUUUUGUUGGUGCAGGAUCAAAGUAAGAUUCCAUGCGUUUUGUGUGUGUGUAGCAGCCAAACUGAUGUAAAAUCUUUAAGAAAGACAUUGCCCUCUUUUGCGGCAGGGAGAUUAAAUGCUUCAAUUUUGUUUCCCCUCAAUUUAUAUGCGUAUAUAUUAAAGAUAAUUUUGUGUUUGAUGCCUGUACCAAUAGCAAAUCUCAUAGCCUGGUCAUAAGGUUGUUUUGUCUUGUGUAUUAUCCAAUGAAGUUGUUAAACAUUGCUUUACAAUGUGUUUCAAAUUAUUAUUGUUUAUUUUUUAGCAGAAUAAUAGGCACCUGCAGGUUAAACUUCUGAACUCAAUUUCAGCAGUAUAAGUCAUACUUCAAGUUUUUUGAAACUUUUUUUUCCAGUUUUUAGUGCAGGUUGUAUCAACAUUCGUAGUAGAUUUGGUGGAUGCUCUGGCGAUAAGACUCUGUCGACUCAUCGUAAGAGGAAAAAUGACGGCUACGCUACAGCAAGCAUCAACUUGCAAUCUUAUCCCGCGGCAUCUUACUUCCAGUUUAUUUACACUUUUUAACAGCACUUCAGUUUCAUUAAAUAUUGAAAAUACACAAAAACUGAGGUGUUACUGCUUAUUUUCUAUGUUUGGUGAAUUGGUGGUGCGAGAACGAAUUAAACACUCUGUUGAUUUCUCCAUAUGUAGGAAUGUAACAAGACCAAAAUAAACGGCCUAUGUAUUUCUAUUUUCUUUAUAUUCUAGGUGGUGUAUGAUUUAAAAACACUCCUAUUACUAUAGUCUAUUACGGAGGAUGGUUAAAAGUUCUA
Ananas comosus (pineapple) is the source of this 5480-nucleotide messenger RNA. Its product is annotated as putative disease resistance protein RGA4. Gene Ontology annotation, molecular function: protein binding; ADP binding. The record is from RefSeq and is a predicted model, not a curated record. The transcript has 2 exons. Bases 58 to 3696 code for a protein of 1212 amino acids. Lineage: Eukaryota; Viridiplantae; Streptophyta; Magnoliopsida; Poales; Bromeliaceae. Gene Ontology annotation, biological process: defense response to other organism.